Messenger RNA from Botrytis deweyae, 2465 nucleotides. RefSeq lists its product as uncharacterized. Lineage: Eukaryota; Fungi; Ascomycota; Leotiomycetes; Helotiales; Sclerotiniaceae. The record is from RefSeq and is a predicted model, not a curated record. The transcript is spliced from 2 exons. The coding region runs from base 297 to 2465 and encodes 722 amino acids.
GACAAUUCCAAUUUUGGCUCAAUUCCAGCCGAACCUGGACAGGACCACAUCUCAGACGUGUAUUCCCAGCCUGGCUUGCCGCUAAUUGUGAUAAGAAGCUGGAAACCAAGUAUAGCGAUUUUUUUGGUGAAUGGAAUCAUGUUUUAGAUGGAGUUACGAACAUGAGAGGCAGGUACCCCGGUGAAAUUGAUCGGAUCUUUUGGGCUUCUAUGGGUCCUACAAACUUCUUGUAACAUGGUCAAAGCCGUUAUAAAAGCUUCAUAUUUCAGACUACAGAUGGAGAGCCCGAUCUGGAAAUGCCUUCUCGAUACUAUGACGGGAUUGAUGUCGCUGGUCAAAAUAUGGUGGUAUUAAAGAUAGAUAAUUUGGGGAGCAGCUCCGAAGAGCUUGAAUUUACUUGCCAACAGUGGAAACUUGGUACUGGUCGUCCUAAACUUACAGGGUCGCAAAAACUCAAUGCAUCUCGCAUGAACUGGUGUCUGUACGAUCAUCCAGUCAGCAAAAGGGCGCUUGGGCGCCCUGUUCCAGUUUCUCUGACCCCUGAUCUUCAGUAUCUGCGAAUUGGCUCGCAGCUAUUUGCUAAGCAAAAUGACAAAUAUACACCAAUUGAAUUAUUCGACAAAGAACUAUACUUUGAGGACAUGGCCAACUCUGGCCCACAUAUCGCCGUAUCAACAAGACAAAACUUGACGCACGAGAAUCUUGCUGAUAUACAGGCAAAAGAAGAUUUGAUUCUUGACUAUGGGGAUUAUCUCGUUCAAAAAAUGAAUCAACAGCUGGCCAAGGGCGAGGAAAAAGCUGCAACCAAUAUCUCGACGGCUCCAGCUACCACUCUCCAGGAAUCGCAAUCAAGUCUGUCUAGCUCUUCCUCAAGCAAUAGUUCUGUUGUAUCACUUGUAAUCGAAGAUGAUAUCGACAAUGAUAAACACAAAGAUGAGAAAACCACUAUUGAAGAGUUUGAUGAUCUAGUGGAUGCUUCUGAUAUCAGUUCAGAUGGUAAUUCAGCAGAGACAGAUUGGAGUGAAGGGUCAACAUCAGGUGAUUCGGAUGAAUUAGACGACGAGGAUCAAUGGAACGAUUGGGCCAACGAGCGAGUCAACUUUGAAGAUCUCAAUAACGAGUUUGAUGACUCCAACUAUCAAAAAUCAAAUGAUGUUGAUGAUUUCGGCUCCGAUAUUCCAGAAAUUCCAGAUUACGACAAUCUCUUGGAUGACUUCAACGAAUCGGAAAACGAAGAAGAAAGGGGGGGUAUUGAUGAAGAUUCCGAUAUCGAGAUGAUCCUAUCCGGAGCACCAAGAUACGUUCUGAAACGGGCUCACUUCGAAACGGACCCCGAAGACACAGAGUCGUCUGUAGCUAGUCAUUAUUCACAGAGUCUUUAUAGUGGUUCAGAAAGCAGCAACAGCCAAGGGGAUGAAGAUUCCAUGGAUACCGAAGAGUCAGAGAGACUGGAGAAUCUCUACCUUGGGAAGAAGGACCUUGGAAAGGACGCACCUCGCGUUUCAAUCCAAACAUUUGACACUACGAUGCAAGACCAAACGCCAAUCUUCCACUUUUCUCAACGUGUAUCUGGGGGGAUAUUCCACUCCCGUCCCAACUUUCACCCAACAGCACCACUUCUGGUCUGGCCCUUAGAUGACGGCAAAGUGUUGUUCGCAAAUUACUUAACCAAUACAUACUUCACCCGAGAACUUUGCUGUUCUACAUACCACUUCUGUCACAUUUUUGUCAAAACCAAAUUCUCCUCCUGCGGUAGAUUCAUUCACUUUGCGGCACUCAAAGGCCGUCCCGUUGAAAAGAAACCUGAAAUGCAUCUCAGUCUCCAAGUUUCAACCCACCAACUUUCCUCCCGCAAAACGGCCAGAAGUCCUCCUCGACUGUUAUUCAAGAUAAAUGUGUCGCUGGGAGAAAGCGCUCGCAUGAGUGCGAGUCGACUACCAUAUACUUUAACGUGGACGGAUAUAGAAUUGUUCUUUGUUACCCGAGGAGAAGAGUUGAAUGUUAUGAGGAUUCCAUUAUUCAAAGGAGCGGAUGAUAAGACGAUUCCGGUAUGUUAUACUCAAAAUUCAAUCUAUCUUCCCCGAUCUGCAGAAUCGAGAAAUGUAUAUUACUUUCCUCCUUCUCCCUCAAAAUCCAAGAAGGAAAAAGAAAAAGCGAAAGGAAAAGAAGAAGUUGGGAAAAUUAUCAUCGGAUCAAAUUCUUCAGUUCCAUCUCAAGGAUUGAUAGUCACAAGAAGAAGUAUGGUACAGCCCCCUAUCGGUGUAUUGGUGAAGGAAGAUACUGAUCUUGGGGGAUGGAAAUGCAAGAGUGUGGAUUUAGAGACGGAUGAAAAGGGAAAGAAGGAGAGGAUUAAUGUGCUAGGUGGGAGAUUGCAGGGGAAGUUUGAAAGUUUUGAUUUGAAGGAGGAUUGUGAUGUUAUUCCUUAUUUGUUUAAUUUCUGGUGGGUGCAAUCGAGGUCUGAAUAG